CAUUUUUUACUGGUCAGGGUCUGGGUGUUAAGACAUAUGACAAAUAUGAGGUGUGUGCAUUUUCCUUUAAAAGUAGUGGUUUAAGGAGUGUAAGUUAUGGAGCAUAAAUUGAUAUAUAAAACAAACAAACCAGUAAAGCAUAUUGGGCAAAGUACACUGCCAAAGACUGACACCGGCUGACAAAGGGAGAGGUGAUCUGAUCACACAGCAGCGGAGUUAAUCAGUAAUUUCAGGAAGUUCUCUAGAAGAUACUGAAGGCCCCACCGCCCCUCAAUGGACAAUGACAACUAAACAAUACCCGGGAAGCCUUCUGUAAGACACAAUCCUGAGGCUCCACACAACAGUAUCAUGGGAAAGAAGAAAAAGGAAGAAAAUAAAGACGUUCCUACUUCAAAAUGUCCGGAUAACACCGCAUUCAAACAACAGAGAAUCCCCGCAUGGAAGCCCACCCUAACCCCGGAGUCCGUCCUCAGCUCAUUCUUUAUCAUUGGCCUCUUCUGCCUCGCCGUAGGAAUCAGUUGGAUUGUAGCAACAACUAAUGUGAAAGAAAUAUGGAUAACCUAUUCUGACAAUUGUUCAUACUGUACACAACUACGGGAAAAUUCUUCAAAUUCGGAAACGCCAUGCAGCUGCUUCGUCCAGUUUUCUGUGAAAGAAAAGAUCGAGGGAGACGUCUUUUUUUACUACGGGCUCAGCAAUUUUUUUCAGAACCAUCGGAGAUAUGUGGCAUCCAGAUAUGACGCCCAGUUGCUUGGAAGAAAUGUAACAACUAAAGAGAGCAUAGAAAAAGGUAGCUACUGUGCUCCAUUCUCUGCAUAUAAUAAUGGAACCCCAAUGGCUCCAUGUGGGGCAAUUGCCAACAGCAUGUUUAAUGAUACAAUAAGGUUGAUCUAUCAGCCGGAACCCACGUCCCCCGUAGUCGAAGUUCCACUUCUGAAGACUGGAAACACCUGGUGGUCUGAUAAGAAUGUGAGGUUCAGUAACCCCAAACCAAAAGAUAACCUUGUGCAGGCUUUUGCAGGAAGCGCCAGGCCACCCUAUUGGCAGAAACCAGCUUCCGCUCUUGAUUCUCUUGACCCCAAUAACAAUGGCUAUAUAAAUGAUGACUUUAUCAACUGGAUGAGAGUGGCAGCUUUACCGUCCUUCAGAAAACUUUAUAGACGUCUGUCACGAGUAAACCAGUUCUCUGAUGGCCUUCCAGCUGGAAAUUACAGCUUCAUCAUUGAAUAUAAUUUUCCUGUAUCCAGGUUUGGAGGAAAAAAACACGUGAUCCUGUCUACUCUCUCAUGGUGCGGAGGAAGUAACAUGUUUCUGGGCAUCGCAUACACUGUGACUGGAGCGGCCAUUGUACUCACAGCAUUUGCCAUGCUCGCAGUACACCUGAAGAAACGGAAGCCUAAGAAGACAUUUUCUGUUAGAUAAAUAUGUUUUGCGUUAUGUUAAACUGGUAGUCAUCUUUUGGUAUUGUAUUUUAUCUUUUUUUAUUCUUGCUUCUUUAGAAUAAAAAUGUGGA
Messenger RNA from Hyla sarda, 1513 nucleotides. RefSeq names its product cell cycle control protein 50C-like. Gene Ontology annotation, biological process: phospholipid translocation. Gene Ontology annotation, cellular component: Golgi apparatus; endoplasmic reticulum; plasma membrane. Bases 349 to 1422 code for a protein of 357 amino acids. The record is from RefSeq and is a predicted model, not a curated record. NCBI's taxonomy places the organism in Eukaryota, Metazoa, Chordata, Amphibia, Anura, Hylidae. The transcript is spliced from 7 exons.